Molecule: messenger RNA, 2581 nt
Organism: Betta splendens (Siamese fighting fish)
Lineage: Eukaryota; Metazoa; Chordata; Actinopteri; Anabantiformes; Osphronemidae
Gene: sytl1
Product: synaptotagmin-like 1
Exons: 15
Coding region: 393-1991 (532 amino acids)
Biological process (GO): exocytosis; intracellular protein transport
Cellular component (GO): plasma membrane; exocytic vesicle
Molecular function (GO): neurexin family protein binding; small GTPase binding
Source: RefSeq, a predicted model, not a curated record
GAUCCAGAAGGACGAAAGCGGCGACAGGUGUUCUGUGUCUCGCGGUGUUCAUGAUGAGGAAAGUGCUGCGCGGACCUAUUUCUCCAGAUAGGGACACUUUAAAAACUGACGUCCAAGCUCGUAUAUAAGCAGUAGCAUUGACUAUUACUGUUGUUUUACCAUCAGUAAAUGUCAGGAUUGAGCAAUUUACCAUAAAUACUAUUAUUCUAAAUGUCACAUCUGCGUCAUCUUUGCUCGCUUGCAGGCGCCAUAACGUUCUUCUCGUUUUUUAGGCGUCUGUGGAGCACUUGGUUGAGCCACAAAUUCUAUCCACUUGGACAGAAAAAAAUCAUUUUGCGCAUGCGUUUAUUAGUCAAAGAACUUUUGAGCUGACGUCUGAUUCUCUGUGGGGGAUGGAGGCGGAGCGAGCCGAGUCUCCCCUCGACUUGAGCCACCUGACGGACGAGGAGCAGUCGAGCAUCCUGCAGGUCUUGGAGCGCGACCUGGAGCUGCGUCAUCGCGAUGAAGGGCGUGUAAGGAGCCUCCGGCAGACGGAGACCAACCCCGUGCGCCUGCGCUUCCUGUCGGGUUCGUGGUUCAGCGAGGAGCGGAGCAAACGCCACCACGGCCGCUCGUCCGGCAGCGACCUGGUGCACGCCACCAUACGGCACAGGAGGACGAGGAGCAGAGAUGUGCCCCUGGAUGGCCUGUUCAAUGGAGAACGAGAGGAAACCUCCUGCAACAAUGGCUCCUCUCCUAAGGCAGAGAGUAGACUGGAGGAUGAGGAUGGAGGGACUCAAUCAGUCGUGAAGCCUACAGCCCCACCCAGAACAAAGAGCCCACUAGUGCAGGUCCAGGGCGCCCAGCACAGGGAUAGUUCCCCAUCAUCCAGUGCAUGCGAAAGCAGAAGUAACGGCCACUCAGAGGAACCCGAGGACGACUUCGACCUCCACAACGGUGACGUUAGUUCUCUGAGCAGCAGCCUGACGGAACCAGACCCAGCCUCUCUGAAAAGCAGCAGCUCCAACAGCAGCCUUCAUCUGGGCUACACGCUCAGUGGAAGCAUGAUGAGUCUGUUCAGCUCCGGGGACUUCGGACUGGUGGAGGUGAGGGGCCGUAUUCAGUUCUCAUUGGUUUAUGACUCCCAGAAGGAGGAGCUGCACGUCCGAGUGUACCGCUGCGAGGACAUCGCCUCAGUGCGCAAGGCCCGCUCCGACCCAUACGUCAAAACCUAUCUGUUGCCGGACAAGUCCAGUCACAGUAAGAAGAAGACCUCAGUGAAGAAGAAAACCCUGAACCCGGUCUAUGAUCAGACACUCAAAUACAAAGUGCGGAUCGGGGAGCUGCGGAGUCGCACCUUGAACCUGUCCGUGUGGCAUGCCGAGCCCCUGGGGAGGAACGUGUUCCUGGGGGAGGUGGAGGUGGCUCUGGACCUCUGGGACUGGGCCUGCACCCAGCCGCUGUGGCAGGACCUGCAGCCGCGGGUUCAUCUCAGUCCAAACUCCAUUAGCAGUCGUGGCAGCAUCAUGCUUUCUAUUAAGUUCGUCCCGGCUGGAUCUGAGGGUGGAGGUCUGCCGCUGACGGGCGAGCUCCACAUUUGGCUUCGGGAGGCUCACGGUCUGCUUGUGAACAAAGGCGGAGCCAUAGACUCGUUUGUCAGAAGCUUCAUACUCCCAGACGCCAGUCGACAGAGUGGCCAGAAGACGCGGGUGGUGAAGCGCUCCAUCAGUCCCACCUACAACCACACCAUGGUGUACGACGGCUUCCACUGCAGCGACCUGAGGGAGGCCUGCGCCGAGCUGACCGUCUGGCAGCGCGACGGCAUGAAGACGCACGUCCUAGGAGGGAUUCGCCUGAGCUGCGGAACAGGCCAGAGUUACGGUGAAGCUGUCGCCUGGAUGGACUCUACUGAAGAGGAGAUUGGUGUGUGGACCUCUAUGAUUGAGAACCCAAACCACUGGGUUGACACAAAGCUGCCAAUCAGAACCAACAUCACACCUCGUUCUGAAUGAGUCACACGCUCAUAUAAUAACAACUGGACUGAAAGGACACUGCACAUGUUGGCAGAAACUCUGUCACACAAACUCUUUGUGUUUUUCAUACAUGCAAACUGCAGGAAGUAGUGAUGCAAUAUUGUGAAUACAUGCAGAUCAGAGACUUUAUGCUUUUCAGGUGUUUACUUGUAUGUUUGGUCCAGUCUGAUAUGAAAUCCAAGUGUAAUGUAGAUUAUAAAUUAAAUACCAAACUAAAUCUAUUUAACAGUAAUUCAUUUAAUCUUGUUAGACAAGUGCACAUACAUUGAUUUGUUUUAACAUUAAUUUAACUAAGCCUCUGUCCUUUGUUCAGCAGUAAGCCUCCAGUUCAUUAUCACUGAUCUUAACUGCCUGUCCUCUUUCUCACCUGUCAGGGUGUGAAGAGAUCUACAUCUGCAUCUCUCAUGCUAAAGGGCAAAAUCAAUAGUAAUAAUUAUAGCAAUUAGUUAUAGUUAUUUAUAGCGGAGAUUAAUUCAUUGAUUACAUGUUCAGAUCAUGUACAGAUCAUUCUGCUAAUUGCAGUCACUGUUUACUCUGGGUGUGUCAUUAAAAGCUGCAGCUGGACAGAA